UCCCAUGCCCAAGGCCUCACGCUAAAGACUGUCGCGUCUCGGGCACAACCGAGGCGGGCUAGCCUCAAAUCGGGUUGAGAACGUGACUCUAUUUCCUGGGCGCUUCGAUGCUUUUUUCGUCUCCUUUGUUUUCUGUUUUGACCUUCCCAGGCCGUCAUCCGGCACCGCACCACGUGCAUCUUGUCUUGCCGCACGUGCGGGCUACCCGCGGUGCCCACCCAAUAUCAGACUUGGCACUGAGCCAGCGCGAGAGUUACGGGCCGACGAGACAAUGGCGGUCACCGCCCGCCCGUCGUGGCGGCCGUUCCCGGUGUCGCACCGCAGCAUUCCCAACCUGCUGGUGUCGGCCUCGUUCAGCACGACGCCGGUAUCGUACUCGGUACACAUCACGGACCUCGCCAACGUCUGGCGCGAGAGCCUGGACCGCAAGGCCAUCCUGCUCCGCUGCCUGCAGGAGAACACCAGCAUCGACCCCAGCGACGACCCGGAGAACUUCAAGGAGCUGCUGCGCUGGAUCGAGGCCGCCUUCGACCCGGACUCCCCGAACCACGCCGACACGGCCCUCGCCCUAUCGUCCACCGGCCCGAACGACGGCGCCGCGCCCGCGGACCUCCUGCUCGAGGUCACCUGCGUCCUGCCCGCCGGCUUCAGGCCCCUCAAGUGGCCCGUCCGCCUCAGGCACGGCGGCGCCGCGGCGCUCGUGGCGGACCUGGUCCUGCCCUUGGUGCAGGCCCACCUGACGCGCUCGCAGGAGGUCGAGGCGCUGCUCGGGGUCGUCCGCGAGAAGGACGGGGUCAUAUCGCGCGUCGUCGACAAGCUCGAGAGCACGGGCGCGCGCAUGGAGCACGUCUUUAGCGCGCUCGUCAACACGGGCAAGAAGAAGAUCACGCGCGCCGUCGCCGAGGCCCGCGUCAAGGGCCUGGCGCCCUUUGACGCGGCUGGCUUCAAGAGGAAGUUCAGGGGUGGCGGCGUCGGCGACGACGACGCGCACGACGGCGAGGAGGACGGGCCGGGGAACAGCCGCAUAAAGGGGCCCGUCCCGGCGCGCGACGUCAAGGAUCUGAUGGACAACGUCUUCGAGCCGGCUCUCCAGCGUCAUCCUUCUCUGGAGUAUCCGGAGUGGCCCGCGCUCGACAACUGGUGGAGCGAGAUACAGGAGGGAUCCGGGGAUAAGGUCCGGCUCGUGCAGAGAAAUAGGGUCUCCUCUUCGAGAAAAACGCCACCUCCGAGCGAACGGCGUCGGAGCGGGGACGACGACGACGACGACGACUUCGAGGUUCAGGCAACACCCCCGCACCUGCUGUCUGCCCGCAGGGCAGAGCAGGCCAAGAAACAAGCGCCGCCAUCCGUCAACGACGACGAGUCCACAGACAGCGGGGGCGAGGGCAAUACCCAGAUCCCCGACAGCAACCCGCCGCCCAAGAUCACUACACCGACAAAGUCGAAGAAACGCAUGGGGGCCAUUGGAAGAGGAAAGGAGCCCGAGCGCGAGCCCGACCCAGAGGCCGAGACGGCAUCGGAAGGCGAGGCAGCGGAAGCGCCUCGCCCUCGUGCCGAGGCGGUUGCUAUGAAGGAUGGCGCCGGGUCAGAAACGGCCUCGGACGCCGACGAGCCGGUGGUGGUGGACCUGUCUUCCCCAAAGCCAAAACCGGCCCGGGGGAGGAUGGGCCGGAUCGGCGCCGCGGUCAAGGCGAGCGAAAAGGCCCCGCCGGCGGCCGAGGACAAGCCCCCGGAGUCGUCAAACACGGCCACCGCCGAGGAGGACGACGGGUCCGCCGCCGCGGCCAAGGCGCGCCCCGCCAGGAGGAUGGGCAAGAUCGGCAAGGCCGCCGCGGGCGGCACGAAGCAAGGGGGGACGGAGAAGACGUCGGCGACGACAGCGGCACCGGGAGACGUGGGAGGUCGGCUAAAGCCAGGGCGUCGGAAGAGCCCGCUGCUCCGCCGCCGAAGCGCGAGACGUCGGAGGAGCGUGCAGCACGGCGACACCAGGAGCUCCAGGAGCAGCUUGCAAAGAAGGCCGCGGCGGGCCCUGUCAAGAAGAAGAGGAAGUUUUGAGGAUGUCGUUGAAGUUUUGCAUCACUAGCGUUGUCAUGUCACGUUUACGAGUUUGGCACUUUGCUUCCCCAUAGCCACCUACCAUCUCUCUGGUAUAGUAGAGCGAUUUCCAUGAAUUCUUUCUCCAGCGACACUCCUGCCAUCUCCUUGGGUCAAGUCGCCGCGCAGUCUCAUUGGGAUGAGCCUCCAACAUGGUUGCACACAAUUUGGCGGGGCGGGACAGCACUUAGCCUUUUGAAACACACCCACUGCUCCGACUUCCCGCCAUGGUGUCACCGCUACGAACGUCAUCUGUUGUGACGACUUGGUGACAGGUGAAGAAGCUGAGGCCUGACGGCCGUUUGUUCAGGGUUUGGCAGGUACCUCAGUGGGCAGAGGCAUUUUUGCUUUCAGGCAAUACAACGUCACGAGAACAACGAGAGAGACAGGUGACGAAGCGGCCCGGGAGCCCGGCCCGGAUGGCACAAUGCGCAUCAGGCCGAGAAAAUGCCGACCACACACGCACUCAGUGGUAGCGUCCAGAGCGAUCGGAGCCGCCCGGACACUCCUGUCACAAAACUGACAAGUCCGCCCGCGUGGUCCUACGCUGCUGACACAUGCCGCAAAGUUUCUUUCAAGCGCCUGGCGGCGGCGGUUGGCGGGGGGUAGGCGGUGGUCAUUCUGCAGGCAACGAGUGCCGAGCCGUCUUGGAAACGCGGGGGAGAAAGCCGUCUAAGACCUACAUAGGUUUUCCGCGACGGCGAACGGGAAUGGCGAGCUUUGGUCCACGUUAAGGCCUGCCUGGUUUGGGAUCGCGGGGUUGCGGGUUGCGGGUUGCGGGUUGUGGAGGGAAGUCGACGAUUGUCUUGAUUGAGUGGUGACGGAAGACUGCCGCCCGCGUUUUGGCGCACUGCAUGGCGCCAGCAGGUUGGGACUCUCGGAGCCGAAAAAGGAUCAGGCGGAGGCGUGGUCCGAGGAGGGAGCGGGGAAAGGCCCGGGCUGGCGUCCAAGGGCAGCACGGGGUCGGUAGAGGGGUGGGAAAGGUGAGGAUGAGAAGAUGGCACGGGCACGUGGGGGAAUGCUUCGGGGCGUGGUCACUGAUGUCGGUUAUCUAGAUUUUGUCUGAGGUUAUCGUGGGCGGUUGAGAAAGCGCAAGGCCAAGACAGUCGAGAUGGAGAUGGCAGGGUUGAUGGCAUGACAGGAGGCCCCUGGCUGGCAAACACGAGACGGGGCCCCAAAAGCUCAAAAAGCUGGGCAGGAACCCGGCUCAGUCGCUUCCCCACGGCCACGGCUGGAUCCUUGGCGGCGCUGCGGGUCAGCUCGUGUUGUCAGUUAUCGCACCAAUUAUAGCACAAACUGUGGCCCUGUUCCCACCCACCAGCCAAUCCCGCUGGCCGCCAGCAGUCGGGCGCCAAUUGGGAGACACCAGCGCCGGGUUGCUGCUCUCCUGGCCAACGGAACAGCAUCGCCGAGGAAAAAGGGGGCAGGG
Molecule: messenger RNA, 3523 nt
Organism: Gaeumannomyces tritici R3-111a-1
Lineage: Eukaryota; Fungi; Ascomycota; Sordariomycetes; Magnaporthales; Magnaporthaceae
Exons: 2
Coding region: 272-2083 (603 amino acids)
Biological process (GO): double-strand break repair via nonhomologous end joining
Cellular component (GO): DNA ligase IV complex; nucleus
Molecular function (GO): DNA end binding
Source: RefSeq, a predicted model, not a curated record